GACAAGUGUUCAGCUAAGCUUCUUAUCCCAAGAAUGGCAGCACCCAAAAUUAAGCUUUCAUCUGGUCGCUAUAUGCCUAUUCUAGGACUCGGAACAUGGCUAUCUACUGACGAGCGCGAACUGACUACCGUGGUAAAGUCAGCCCUCGACAACGGCUAUCGAUUGAUCGAUACUGCAUUCCUAUACGGAAAUGAGGCGAUUAUUGGGAAAGCUCUGAAAGAAUACUUCGAGACAGGAAAGCUAAAGAGGAAAGACGUGUUUAUCACGACGAAGCUCCCUAUGACAGCCCACGCUCCAGAAGAUGUGGAAAAGUGCGUGAACAUGCAAUUGAAAGCAUUGCAGACGGAUUACAUUGACCUAUACCUCAUCCACGGUCCCGUACCCUUCAAGAGAGAAAAAGAUAGCUUUGCUCUCGCUUUUGAAAAGGAUAAGCAAGUACCUGUUACCAUACCACAUCUUCUUACCUGGCGUGCCAUGGAGAAACUACUCUACGAAGGAAAACUGAAGGCCUUAGGAUUGUCAAACUUCAAUGCUAAGCAAAUACAACUUAUCUAUGACAGUGCCCGUGUCAAGCCUGCAAAUUUACAGGUCGAAUGUCAUAUCUACUUGCCACAAGAGGAUCUCCUGGAAUUUUGCAGGGAGCGAAACAUCACCGUUACGGCUUAUGCACCCUUAGGAUCGCCAGGGGCAAGGUUAGCAAUGCCGAAUGUGAAGUGGCCAACAGAGGAACCACUGAAGGAACCUGUUGUAAAGGAGCUUGCUAAUAAGUAUAACAAGACUGCAGCUCAAAUACUGUUGCGCUUUCUUGUCCAACAAGGCGUUGCUGUCAUUCCGAAAACUAUCAAACCUGAACGUGCAAAAGAAAACAUCGAUAUUUUCGACUUCCAUCUUAGUCCUGUGGAUAUGCAAAAGCUUGCUUCAGUGAAAACUAGAUUGAGGUUUAGCACUUGGAACUUUGCUUUUGGCCACCCUUUCUUCCCAUUUGAUGAUGUCGAUCAGACAAAGGGGCCAGUCCCUUUGAAAUCUUAAGAAUCUCCAAGGCACAACAGUUCUGAAAUACCCCUGCUACAAGUCGUCAUGCUUAUAAGUGUACAAUCCAGUGGAAAGACUUGCUGUUUUUACGAUAUUUUGGCGUUCUGUUGUGCUUAGAAGUGUGAUAUAAUUUGUAAGAUCAAACUCUAUGUUUAUAGCUAAUGUUCGGUGGCAUUGAAUGAUUCUUACACUA
Molecule: messenger RNA, 1225 nt
Organism: Cylicocyclus nassatus
Lineage: Eukaryota; Metazoa; Nematoda; Chromadorea; Rhabditida; Strongylidae
Source: the annotation of a GenBank genome assembly